AUGCAGAACGCUCAAGAUUACCUUGACGAACCGACGCCUACAGAGUCGGCGCCCCCGCACGCUCAUCCAAUACCCUUAACAGCAAAUCAAGAGCGUAAACUUGUGGACUAUUUGGACGGACAACUCCUGGAGAUUACCCGUAAUUAUAAGAAACGUUCCCAACCCUCGACCUCCCUCCCGACCCUUGCAUCAUACCUUACCGCUACGCACACCAUCCUCUCUCUAGUCCUUCAGAUCCCCCCUGCAGGACCCUCGUCGUAUCUGCGUACCUCAUUCCUGCUUCGUCUGACAGGCGAGGUCUUGAACUCCAUCUCGGGCUACACUCCAGACGCAGAAGCACUGUCACAGCUUCUCUCCUGGCUUGAGGACCUCGACAAAGGCUGGCUGGCGGUGCUUAACGGCGAAACAUGGGACACUGUGGAGCGCAUAGGCAUCGAAACAUCACUCCCAGAUGAGCCAGCACGCUCAAUGAUCGUCAGCCAGACGGAUCGCACCAGGCUGCGAAGCAUACUCAUAGCCGGCACGAACAGGCUGGAAGAGUGGCUGGCAGAGCUCGAAGCUCCCGAUCAGAACUUCCAGUCAGCACUAGAUAAGCUCGGACUACAGCAGGACUUCGAGGACCUGUUCUCGAGAACUCUCAGCGCGAUGGGCUCACUUGACGGGUCCAUGAACGACCCAGGAGGUAUGACAGGGACCUGUUAG
This is a messenger RNA of Postia placenta MAD-698-R-SB12, 702 nucleotides long. RefSeq lists its product as hypothetical. The transcript has 2 exons. Gene Ontology annotation, cellular component: transcription factor TFIIH holo complex. Lineage: Eukaryota; Fungi; Basidiomycota; Agaricomycetes; Polyporales; Adustoporiaceae. The record is from RefSeq and is a predicted model, not a curated record. Bases 1 to 702 code for a protein of 233 amino acids.